Molecule: messenger RNA, 3195 nt
Organism: Saimiri boliviensis boliviensis (Bolivian squirrel monkey)
Lineage: Eukaryota; Metazoa; Chordata; Mammalia; Primates; Cebidae
Source: RefSeq, a predicted model, not a curated record
AAUCGGCGCAGCGCUUGCUGAGCGGCGGCGGCAACCGACGUACACAAGGGGCUUGAGCUUUCUGUGGCGAGAGUGCGAGCUCGGGCCAUGAACUUGGGAGAUGGUUUAAAGCUUGAAACAGAAUUACUGGAUGGAAAAACCAAGCUAAUAUUGUCUCCAUAUGAACAUAAGUCAAAAAUUUCUGUGAAGAUGGGAAAUAAGACCAGGAUUGCAAAGUGUCCUUUAAGAACAAAAACUGGACAUAUUCUAAAAUCAAUUGGGAGUGAAAAACUUUUGCAAAAGAAGACAGUUGGUUCAGAAACAUCACAGGCAAAAGGUGAAAAAAAUGGAAUGACUUUUUCAUCCACUAAGGAUUUAUAUAAACAACAUAUAGAUACAGAUUGUCUUCAUAUCCAGAAAGAUAUUUCACCUGCAACCCCUAAUAUACAGAAGACUAGAAACACCAUAAAUACAUCUCUAGUAGUGAAACAGAAGCCUCACAAAAAACACACCACAGCUGAAAAUACGAAGAGCAGUUCGGUGUGUCUAACACAAGACCAACUACAACAGAUUUUGAUGACUGUAAACCAAGGAAAUAGAUCUCUUUCCCUGACUGAAAAUGAAAAGGAGGCAAAAAGUCAAUAUAGUCUACAUUUAAACAGUAUUUCUAAUCAGCCAAAGGAUGAGAAUAUUAUGGGAUUAUUCACAAAAACCGAGAUGGUUUCAUCUGUCCCAGCUGAAAAUAAAUCUAUCUUAAAUGAAUAUCAGGAGACAUCUAAGCAGUGUGAGCAAAAAAUUGCCAUAGAGAGUGAAUGGAAACCAGCUGAUAUAUUCAGUACUCUAGGGGAAAGGGAACGUGAUAGAAGUUUGUUAGAAGCAAAAAAAGCCCAGUGGAGGAAAGAGCUAGAUGAACAGGUUGCUUUAAAGAAGAAAGAAAAAGAAGUGUCUGAAAAAUGGAAUGAUCCUUGGAAAAAAUCGGAAAGUGAUAAAAUAAUAUGGGGGAAACUUCAAAUUCUUGACCAAUCUAGGCUCUUCAAGCAUUCUAUCACAGUCUCCUAGUCAGGUUAUGGUGGUCCAAGCUGAUGAGCAUUCACUACUUAGAGCUAGUCAGACUUUAGAGGAAACAGUACUGCUGGAGCACCCUUUCAGUGCUGUGAAACAAGAACUGCAGAGAAAAUGGAUUGAAGAGUUGAAUAAGCAAAUAGAAAGUGACCGUCAAAGAAAACUAGAGGAAAAACUUACAUAUUCAAAGGGUGAGGAACAUGACAGAUGGGCAGUGCACUUUGAUUCAUUAAAGAGUUAUCCUGGCUCUCAAUCUCAACUGUCCUCUCGGUCAACACACAAACAAGCUGAGUACUUCUGUGUCUCUCCUGACACUCAGGAGCUGGCUGAUGUCAGCAGUGUUUGUACACCUACAACCGGAAGACAGGUUGAACCUUCAGAGGAGGAGCAUAUAGCAAAACCCAUUAGGGAUGUGGUUAUGGCAAACAGUAAGAAAACAAACUUUCUUCGUUCUAUGACUGCCCUCUUGGACCCAGCUCAGAUUGAGGAACGAGAUAGACGACGGCAAAAACAGUUAGAGCAUCAGAAAGCCAUCACUGCCCAGGUAGAAGAGAAGCGCAGGAAGAAGCAACUGGAAGAAGAGCAAAGAAAGAAGGAAGAACAAGAGGAGGAGCUUCGCUUAGCACGGGAACGUGAAGAGAUGCAGAAACAGUAUGAAGAAGACAUACUUAAGCAAAAACAAAAGGAAGAAAUCAUGACUCUCAAGACAAAUGAGCUAUUCCAGACAAUGCAGCGAGCGCAGGAACUGGCACAGAGACUAAAACAAGAACAGAGAAUCCGAGAAUUGGCACAAAAGGGACAUGACACUUCUAGAUUGAUUAAAAAUCUUGGUGUUGAUACAAUACAAAUGGAAUGUAAUGCAUCUACUAACAUUUCCAGUUCAAGACAUGAUUCUGAUGAAGUCAGUGGUAAAAUGAAUACAUGUAUGAAUUCUUCGACAUCUCCUAAGAAGGAUACUGGUGUGCAGACAGAUGACUUAAAUUUAGGAAUAUUCACCAAUGCAGAAUCACAGUGUGGAUCAUUAACAGAGAGGGACAUCACAAAUCGUUCAUCUCCUGAGAUGUCAGCGGAACUUAGCACUAAGAAAAACAAGCAAGAACUAAUUCAGGAUAAAGGAGCCAACUUAGAAAAAGAAAACAAUAGGUAUAAUGACCAGUGUAAUCAGUUCACAAGAAUACAGAAACAAACAAAACACAUGAAGAAAUGUCUUAAAAGGCCUGAUUGGAAUAUAAAUAAGCUACCUAAAAGGUAUAUUCCAGCAUCGGAAAAGUACCCUCAACAGCUUCAAAAGCAGAGAGAAGAAAAAAAAGUGAGGAGGCAGAUAGAAUUGCUUCAUUUGGUAGAAAAAAAUAAUCCUGGGCACCUUUCUCAAAACAGAGGCAUUUCACCAGAAAUUCUUCAUUCAUCUCAUCAAGAAACUGAGUCAAAAUUCAGGUGGCAUCUAGUCAAAAAGGAAGAAGAGCCUCUGAAUAUUAACUCAUUCAGCAAGGAAAGGUCUCAAUCAUCGCCAGUUCCAACAGUGAAAAACAGAAGCCAACAAACUCAGAAUACAUUACACUUACCACUAAAAAACAGUAGCUAUGAGAGAGAGAAUUUGAUCUCCGGAGGUAAUCAAACAGAAUUACCACCUGGGAUUUCUGAAUCGUUCCAUUUUAUUCCCUAUGUUCGAACAAGUGAGAUCUAUUAUCUUGAUCCAGAUGCACCAUUGUCCAGACCUUCAACCCAGGACUCUCAGUACCAGCCUUCACAAAACUGUGGCCAAGAACAGCAGCUGCUUGAUUCUGACUGUGUCAGGGAUCCACUUCUUAAUCCUAACUUGGUGAAAAACAGGGAUCGACAGCAAGCAAUCCUUAAGGGACUUUCAGAACUGAGACAGGGCCUUCUCCAGAAGCAAAAGGAGUUGGAAAGUAAUCUCCUGCCUAUAACUGAAAAUCAAGAAGAGAACUUUGGUUCUUCAUUUUAAAUGUAGAAAAUCAAAUCCUGCACAUUUGAUUUGUGUCUUCCAAAUUAUAAAAUGUGCUCACUGGCUCAACUGUAUUUUUCAAAUAGCCUAGAUUUAUUUAUUAAAUACUUAUUUAAAAACUUCUACAUUAUGUAGUAAAAUGCCGUACUUGUUUUAUACAAUAAAACAUACUUUUGUAAAAGCGUAGUAGU